Messenger RNA from Emiliania huxleyi CCMP1516, 1071 nucleotides. RefSeq lists its product as hypothetical. Gene Ontology annotation, cellular component: GET complex. Gene Ontology annotation, molecular function: ATP binding; ATP hydrolysis activity. The record is from RefSeq and is a predicted model, not a curated record. The coding region runs from base 1 to 1071 and encodes 356 amino acids. NCBI's taxonomy places the organism in Eukaryota, Haptophyta, Isochrysidales, Noelaerhabdaceae. Gene Ontology annotation, biological process: post-translational protein targeting to endoplasmic reticulum membrane. The transcript has 2 exons.
AUGCGGGGCGUCUUCCCGCUGCAGUACGUCGCCUCGCAGGCCUUCCGCGGCACAAACGCCGACGCAUGGGAGGACUUGCUGGCCGACCAAAAGGACCGGUUCGUCCUCGUCGGCGGCAAGGGCGGCGUCGGCAAGACCACGACCUCGGCUUCGCUGGCGGUGCAGUUCGCGACGGACGGCCACUCGACGCUGCUCGUCUCGACGGACCCCGCGCACUCUCUCGGCGAUGCGCUCGAGACGGACCUCUCGUCGGGCGAGGUUGUGCGCGUGGAGGGCGUGGCGGGCGCGUCGCUGUACGCGUGCGAGGUCAAGGUGGACGACGCCGUCGCCGAGUUCAAGCGGCUGGUGGGCGGCGUCUCGUCGGCCGAGGGAGGCGCCGCCUCGGCACAGGGUCUCGGCCUCUCCGACUUCGCGGACAUCUUCGACGCGGUGCCGCCCGGUGUCGACGAGCUCAUCGCCCUCUCAAAGAUUGUCGCCCUCGCGCAGCGAGACGCCUACGGCAUCCACUUCGACCGCGUCGUCAUCGACACGGCGCCGACCGGCCACACGCUGCGGCUGCUCACCUUCCCCGACUUCCUCGACCGCUUCAUCACCCGCCUCCUCGUCCUCCGCUCGCGCUUCGACGGCGCCGCCAACAUGCUGGGCGGCGCACCCGCAGACGCGCCCGACGAGCCGACGGCGGUGACGAAGCUCAAGGAGUUCCAGGCCCAGAUGCAGGCGCUGCAGGCGCUGCUGCACGACCCGGAGACGACCGAGUUUUGUAUCGUCACCAUCGCGACGGCUCUCUCGCUCAACGAGGCGGAGCGGCUGCUGCUCGAGCUGAGGCGGGAGGGGAUCGCGGUGCGGCGCGGCGUCGUCAACCGGCUCAUCGCGACCGACGUGGCGGACGGGUACGUCGCGAGGCUCGCCAACGGGCAGCGGCAGUGCCUCGCCGAGCUCGACGACCUCGCGGCCCGCUGCGCGGUCGACGUCACGCAGGUGCCGUACUUCGACACGGAGCUGCGCUCCGUCUACGGCCUGCGCGCGAUGGGCAACGCGCUCUUUGACGCGCCGCCGCCCUCCAGCAGCUGA